CCCUUCCAGUACUCUUCUAGUAUCGCUUCCCGAUACAUUUCUGUCCUGGCCUACUCCUAAGGGGACCCCUCGGCUCUCCAGUUCCACGUUUCUCGAAUUAACCCAUUUUCCGUCGCCACAUGGCAGCCGUCUAGGCUCGUUCGCAGCGAAACCAUUGACUUCGGUUCGCGCUUGGUACACUUUUGCGAUCGGGCGAGUGCCGACCGCCUCUGUGCCUGUCUUCUCUUUUAAAAACAAAUCCUUUCCUCGUCUCCUCACGUUGUCUCUUCAGCCUAUCCAACUCCUCGAUGAUCACAGUCAACAUGGGGAACCCAAACGAGACCAACAGCAUGGAGAUGCAAGAGCCUGGGAAGGACUCCAUCUCUUCUCUUGAUCGUAUCUCAGACGAGCCCAAAUCUGAAAGGGCCGGAGAGAGACAUGUUGCAAAGGCCUACCCUGUGGCCACAGACGCUCCUUCGCUGAGGCGACUUUUCAGUUUCGCCCAGCUUCUUGCCUUCUCCUUGACGUUUAUGGAAUCAUGGGAAGUCAUGGCAAUCAACAUUUCUGCAACCUUCUGGAACGGUGGCCCACGAGCUUUGAUCUGGGGAUGUAUCGCUGUGGUCGCUGGUUCUCUUUGCCAGGCAUACUCAAUGGCUGAACUCGGCUCCAUUUUGCCAAUCGCCGGUGCGCAGUACCACUGGACUCACAUCAUGGCUCCAGACAGUACGAAGAAGUUCAUUACCUGGAUGCAAGGUUGGGUCACCUGGUUUGCUUGGGUAUCUGCUCUUGCUGGAAGUACCUCCGGUGAAGCUGCGCUUCUGCAAGCCUUGAUCGCCGAGAACAUCCCCGGAUACACGCCAGAAAGAUGGCAUCUUACCCUGAUCAUGUGGGCACUGCUGAUCAGCGUCGGAUUGAUGAACAUGUACACCUUCUGGGUCAUCCCAUGGCUCGAAUUGACGGCUGGUAUCUUGCACGUCGUGCUCUUCAUCAUCUUCAUGGUUGUGCUCGUCACCCUCGCUCCGAGACACGACUCGCAUUUUGUUUGGUUCACAGAUUCGACGCAGUCGGGAUGGGAUAGUAGUUUUGUGGCAUUCAACCUAGGAAUGCUCGUACCUGCCUGGGGAUUCAUUGGCUUUGACGGUGUCGUCCACAUGUCCGAAGAAGUGCGAAAGGCGAAGCACGCUGUUCCUCGCUCAAUGAUCUUGACCAUCGUCAUCAACGGUGUCAUGGCCUUUGCGACCAUUUUGGUCCUUCUGUACUGCCUGGGCGACCCAAACACUGUCCUCAACGCAGCAUACCCGAUCGUCAACAUCUGCUACAACGCGACAAAGUCAUGGCCUGCCACCAACGCGCUGGUCUCGAUGCUGAUCCUCAUCACCUACUGUGUGGUUGCAGCCAGUGUCGCUUCCGUUUCGCGCAUCACCUGGGCUUGGGCUCGUGACGGUGCUCUUCCCAAAUGGCUGGCGAUUAUCGACGCCAAACACCACGUCCCCACGAACGCACUGUGGCUCCCGAUUGUCAUCGUCAUGCUCCUUGCCCUUUUGAACAUUGGCUCGACCGCCGCCACCGCCUUUAGCGCCUUCACCGCCCUGUCCUCGCUGGGCCUGUACACGUCGUACAUCAUCGCCAUCAGCUGCAUCUUGCAUGCCCGCCUGACCGGUCGUUUGAGCGACAAACCGGGGGCCGCGGUCCAGUACGGAGGCUGGCGCAUGUGGAAGGGGUUCGCCGUGCCCAUCAACAUCAUCGCACUCGUGUGGACCAUCUACCUCACCAUCUGGCUCCCGUUCCCCACCACGAUCCCCGUCACCGGCACGAACAUGAACUACGCCCUCCCCAUCUACGUCGCCGUCGUCCUGGCCUCGCUCGGGUACUGGUUCGCCUGGGGAAGCAAAAAUUGGCCCGGUUUGAACGCCAGCGCCAUUGGUAUGGUCGAGGCACAUGAUUAAGGGAGGAGAAACAUACAAGAGGCGUGGGGAGGAUACAUCACAAAGGGGGGUUGUUUUUGUGGCUGCACAUGGCCCCCGCCGUGAAUCAUCUUCCUUGUGGCUCUCUCGGACGACCUCACCUCUUUUCUUGUGUCAUUCUUUCCACCUGCAUCGGAUUGGUGUGUGUGUUUCGAACAUUUUGUCAAAUCUAACGACCAUUUGCACCUACACACACACACACACCUCACGAACUUUCCCCCUUCGAUGAACCCACAACCGGAAAAAUCAGACUGAUGACGGUGUGAAAGACUUUUUCUCAGGCCGUCGAAAAGGGGUUUUGGCGUUUCUACUUUUUUGGGGGGUUCGACUCGAAGUCAUCUAUACUCGGUACAUACCAUCUUAUACCGUCCUAUCCCUUUAGUACAUAGCUCCGCUCGUGUUGUUGUUGUUCUCUUCUUCGUUGUUGUGAAAAAAAGAAAAGGAAGAAGAGCAAAAUAGAAGCCAUUCUCUCUAAACGCUUCUUUUUU
Exophiala oligosperma is the source of this 2431-nucleotide messenger RNA. RefSeq lists its product as uncharacterized. Gene Ontology annotation, biological process: transmembrane transport. The coding region runs from base 288 to 1925 and encodes 545 amino acids. The record is from RefSeq and is a predicted model, not a curated record. Gene Ontology annotation, molecular function: transmembrane transporter activity. Gene Ontology annotation, cellular component: membrane. The transcript has 6 exons. Lineage: Eukaryota; Fungi; Ascomycota; Eurotiomycetes; Chaetothyriales; Herpotrichiellaceae.